AACAAACACAUUCCCUCACAAGCAAAUGUGGCAACUACCGACGGACAAGGUUCCAUUGGUCUUGGGUUGACGUCUUGACGAGUUAGUUCCACCGCAGAACUCGGUGUAAUAAGGCGCCAGAUAUCGUUGUUGUUCGCUGCGUAGAAUCGACUUGCAAAAAUGGUUUUGGUAACGCUGUCCCUGUUGGUAAUUUUAGUGGCCACAUUUUGGCUGUAUAACAAGCACAAAUUCACCUACUGGGCCAAACGUGGGGUGAUAUCACCACCCACUACAUUUUUCUUUGGUCACAUGUUAGAAAUGAUGUCCACCAAGCGAGGCAGAUGGGUUUAUGAUAAUGAAGUCUAUCGGGAUUAUAACAAGAACGGUCUGAUUGGAACAUAUAGUUUCUACUCCCCCAUUCUUUACGUUUGUGAUCCAGAGAUGAUAAAAAAUAUCCUCAUUAAAGAUUUCGACCAUUUCACAGACCGCAGGAUAUUCCAAUCACCCUGUAAGAGAGAUCAGUGUAUGAACGACAUGUUGUCCAAUGAAAAUGGAGACAAAUGGAAGACGCUGCGAUCCAUUGUAUCUCCAACAUUCACGUCUGGGAAAAUGAAAAGCAUGUUCCAUCUUGUUUGUGACAAAGCCGAUGCCCUUGUGGCAUUCAGUCUGGCAGAGGCUUCCAAAAAAUCUUUAGUGGAUAUGAAAUUUAAUUUUGGAAGAUACACAAUGGACACCAUUGCUUCUUGCGCUUUUGGCUUGGAGUGCAAUUCGCUUGUAGAAGAGGAUCCUGAAUUUCCAAAAAAGGCAAUACCAUUUUUCGAAUUUGGACUCAAAAGAAUGUCGAUAUUUAUACUAUAUGCGAUAGCCCCAAAACUCUUCAAAAUUCUGGGAUUUCAUCUAUUUCCGAAGGAGACAGAAUUCUUCAAGAGCGUUUGUAAAGAAACUUUAGCUUCUAGAAGGAAAGGUAUGAAAAGAGGAGACUUUCUAGACCUCCUCUUAGAAGCUCAGGCUGAAGAAGACUUAACCGACCCAUCUAAAAAGCAAGUUCUUGAUGAUGACGUCAUCAUAGCACAAAGCAUACUGUUCAUCAUAGCUGGUUAUGACACCACAGCAACAACUCUGGCUUUAGCUUCCUAUCUGUUGGCGAAGAACCCAGAAGCGCAACAACGCCUUCGCCAAGAACUACAAGACAUAGUUGAACAAUAUGGUGGAAUCACUUACCAAGGAAUUAUGGAAUCAAAAUACCUUGAAGGCGUUGUAUUAGAGACUCUGCGAAUGUACCCACCCGCGCCAAUGUUAGAGAGACAAUGCACCAAGGAUUAUAUCAUUCCAGGAACUAACGUUGCAAUGAACAAAGGACAGUACAUUCAAGUGCCAGUCUGGCCAAUUCACUAUGACGAGAAAUACUGGCCAGAGCCAGAAGCCUUCAUGCCAGAACGAUUCCUCCCGGAAAACAAGAAAAACUUGACAAAUUACACGCACUUACCUUUUGGACUGGGACCAAGGAAUUGUAUUGCGAUGCGUUUUGCCCAGAUGGAAGCAAAAGUGGGCAUAGCCAAGUUGGUCCUGGCAGCAGACUUGAAAAUACCUCCUGGCAAAGAAGAACUCGUCUUGUCAACUGGAGCUGGUCUCCUGAAACCAGAGAAAGAACUGUUCCUCCUUCUUGAACCUUUAAACGAAGAGUGAAAAUCACUGAACUGGGGCAAUGGUGGGCCCAUAUACGUAUAUAUAUCUGUGCCACAUAUAUAUGUGUAUGUGCAUUUUUUGUUUAUUUAUGUAUGUAAGGUGAAAUAGUUUUACAAACUUCAAAUAUAAACACUUUUCUUUUGA
Messenger RNA from Macrobrachium nipponense, 1809 nucleotides. RefSeq names its product cytochrome P450 3A24-like. The record is from RefSeq and is a predicted model, not a curated record. Gene Ontology annotation, molecular function: iron ion binding; oxidoreductase activity, acting on paired donors, with incorporation or reduction of molecular oxygen; heme binding. NCBI's taxonomy places the organism in Eukaryota, Metazoa, Arthropoda, Malacostraca, Decapoda, Palaemonidae. Bases 160 to 1665 code for a protein of 501 amino acids. The transcript is spliced from 7 exons.